Stegastes partitus (bicolor damselfish) is the source of this 1272-nucleotide messenger RNA. RefSeq names its product galactose-3-O-sulfotransferase 2. The transcript has 3 exons. Gene Ontology annotation, cellular component: membrane. Gene Ontology annotation, molecular function: galactosylceramide sulfotransferase activity. The coding region runs from base 1 to 1272 and encodes 423 amino acids. The record is from RefSeq and is a predicted model, not a curated record. Gene Ontology annotation, biological process: glycolipid biosynthetic process. Lineage: Eukaryota; Metazoa; Chordata; Actinopteri; Pomacentridae.
AUGAUCCUGGGGGUCACCUGUCUGCUUAUACUUGUAGGUACUCACCUGUUGCAGCAUUCGGGCUCUAAGGAUUUGCACAAAGGUGGGAGUGACACGUCACCGAAGGAAAGACAGAGACUGGCUGCCAACGCCAAUCAAAGACCUAACGACCUCUACCGAGACUACAAAGGAAGGAGGGUCACUCCGUCCUCGGCUGCUAGAAAGGAUUCCAUGCACUUGACUUGGUCGUACACUCCACCUGUUGUUUUCCUUAAAACACACAAGACAGGAGGCAGCACCGUCCAAAACCUGCUGUUCCGCAUGGGAGAGAAGGACGGAGCCACCUUUGCUUUUCCUCAUUACACCUACCAGUUCAACUAUCCAGAUAAAUUCAGGGCAGAUUUUGUGGAUGAGUUACCAGAAGGUUCUUCUAAUUUCGACAUCCUUUGCAGCCACAUGCGUCUGGACAUCGGACAGCUGAGAUCCAUGAUGCCACCGAACACCAUCUACGUCACCAUCCUCCGUGAACCUGUGCUGACAUUUGAGUCUGUUUUCUCCUGUUACACCUCCACUGUUCCUGCCUUCACCUUUGCCAAGAAGGCAGCAGCAGUAGAGCACAGAUCAGCGCUGUCAAUGUUCCUGGAGUCACCAGACUCAUUCUGGGACCCUAAAGAGCCUCGUGACGGCCUUGCAAAGAACCCCAUGAGCUUUGAUUUAGGCCUCGACGACCAGCAGUGGGACUCCUGGCAGACCGACCUGACCGAGCUGGAGGAAACCUUCCAGCUGGUUAUGAUCGCAGAGCACUUUGAUGAAUCCUUGGUCCUCCUGGGGGCCCUGCUGAAGCUGGAGUUUGAGGAAUUAGCCUACGUCCGCCUCAACGCUCGCUCUGCUCACAGUCUGACUCCACUGGACGACAUAACCAAAGCCAGGAUACGAGCCUGGAACAGGAUGGAUGUGCUGCUUUAUGACUUUUUCCUGAAGCUGUUCAGGGAGAAGGCAGCGCAGUACGGGCUGGAGAGGCUGAACAGAGACGUGGCCCGGCUGAGGGCCUCCGCUGACAGAAUCAGUAAGAAAUGUGUGUCAAGGAAAGAGGUGCCUCCUGGGGAACUGGAGGACUUAAUAAGACCCUUGCAGACUGAUUCAGCCACCGUGCUGGGUUAUGAAGUUAAGGGAAACCUGACCAAGCAGGAGCAGGGAUUCUGUAUGCGGUUUGUACUGCCUGAACACCACUACCACGCACAUCUCUAUUUCCAGCAGUACGGUCGGGCCAUGAGGGCUGUGCCUGCAGCGUAA